Messenger RNA from Anopheles nili, 1161 nucleotides. RefSeq names its product homeotic protein Sex combs reduced (gene Scr). Gene Ontology annotation, cellular component: nucleus. Lineage: Eukaryota; Metazoa; Arthropoda; Insecta; Diptera; Culicidae. Gene Ontology annotation, biological process: anterior/posterior pattern specification; regulation of transcription by RNA polymerase II. The coding region runs from base 1 to 1161 and encodes 386 amino acids. The record is from RefSeq and is a predicted model, not a curated record. Gene Ontology annotation, molecular function: RNA polymerase II cis-regulatory region sequence-specific DNA binding; DNA-binding transcription factor activity, RNA polymerase II-specific. The transcript is spliced from 2 exons.
AUGGAUGCCAACAACUUUGUGAUGUCUUCCUAUCAGUUCGUGAACUCGAUCGCAUCCUGCUAUCCAAACAACGCGCAGAACACAAACAGCUCACCUAAUACAGGUGGUGGGCAAGGCGGUCAGAACGAUGGUUAUUUCCCACCCUCAGCGUACACUUCGAACAUUUACCCAGGCGCACCACAUCAGGCCCACUACAGUCCGCAAACCUACAACCCACUGUCCGGGGCUGGAGCUACCAGCGUCAAUAAUGCUAGCGCUGGGCCCGUUGCCGGCGGCCACCAGGCUAGCGAUAUGGUAGACUACACCCAGCUACAACCGCAAAAAUUCCUCCUCAAUCAGCAGCAGCAGCAGCAACAAUCCGGCCUUAGUUCGCAAAGUUGUAAAUACGCCAGCGAUGGCACUAGCGCAGGUACAAAUGUAGUAAAUAAUAACAACAAUACCAAUAGCACCACGAGUCCUCAAGAUUUGAGUACGGCCAGUGGAGGUGGUGGUGGCGGCAGUGGAAGCGGAGGAGGUGGUGGAGGAGGCGGUGCCGGAGGGGCCAAUAGUGGCCGCCCGGAGAUAUCGCCAAAACUGUCGCCAAGUUCAGUGGUGGAGAGUGUCACCCGAUCGCUCAAGUCCGGCAGCGCAUCCACAGCCGUGAGUUCGAGCAAUACAAAUAACAAUACCAGCAACAUUAGCAAUCGAAACCAAGUGAACUUGCCACUCGGUAGUCCGGAAGAUGAGUCGGAUGCCAGCGAUGACGAUAGCGGCACAGAGGGCGGUAGCUCCCAAGGUGGUGGGGGCAGCGGAGGCAAGAAGGGCGGGCCUCCUCCUCAUAUAUAUCCGUGGAUGAAACGGGUGCAUAUCGGACAAAGUACGGUGAACGCGAACGGCGAAACGAAGCGUCAGCGCACCUCGUACACUCGUUAUCAGACGCUUGAGCUGGAGAAGGAGUUUCACUUCAACCGAUACCUAACUCGUCGACGACGGAUUGAGAUUGCGCACGCCCUCUGUUUAACCGAGCGACAGAUCAAAAUCUGGUUCCAGAACCGACGGAUGAAGUGGAAGAAGGAACACAAAAUGGCUUCAAUGAAUAUUGUGCCGUAUCACAUGUCACCGUAUGGGCAUCCUUAUCAGUUCGAUAUUCAUCCGUCACAGUUUGCGCACCUGAGCGCAUAG